Molecule: messenger RNA, 2682 nt
Organism: Cololabis saira (Pacific saury)
Lineage: Eukaryota; Metazoa; Chordata; Actinopteri; Beloniformes; Belonidae
Gene: nf2a
Product: NF2, moesin-ezrin-radixin like (MERLIN) tumor suppressor a
Exons: 16
Coding region: 3-1778 (591 amino acids)
Biological process (GO): regulation of organelle assembly; regulation of cell shape; positive regulation of protein localization to early endosome
Cellular component (GO): cytoskeleton; filopodium; adherens junction
Molecular function (GO): cell adhesion molecule binding; actin binding
Source: RefSeq, a predicted model, not a curated record
CCAUGGCCGGUGCCCUGGCAGCCAGGAUGGGGUUUAACUCUCUGAUGAGGAAACACAGCAGAAACUUCCACGUCAGGAUCUGCACGAUGGAGUCGGACAUGGAGUUCAGCUGCGAGGUCAAGUGGAAAGGAAAAGACCUGUUUGAGCUGGUGUGCCGGACUCUGGGCCUGAGAGAGACCUGGUUCUUCGGGCUCCAGUACAACGUGAAGGACACUGUGGCUUGGCUGAAGAUGGAAAAGAAGGUUUUGGAUCAGGAGGUGCCGAAGGAGGAACCACUCACCCUUCACUUCCUGGCCAGGUUUUAUCCUGAAAAUGCUGAGGAGGAACUCGUGCAAGAUAUCACGCAGCAUCUCUUCUUCUUGCAGGUGAAGAAGAAGAUACUUGAGGAGGAGAUCCACUGCCCCCCCGAGGCGUCUGUGCUGCUGGCGUCCUAUGCUGUCCACGCCAAGUAUGGAGACUACGACCCUGAUGUUCAUAAACCAGGUUUCCUGUCUGAGGAGGAUCUGCUGCCAAAGAGGGUGAUUAAUUUGUACCAGAUGACUGCAGAAAUGUGGGAGGAGAGGAUCACUGCGUGUUACGCGGAACACAGAGGCAGGACGAGGGAUGAAGCCGAGAUGGAGUAUUUAAAAAUAGCUCAGGACCUGGACAUGUAUGGCAUCAAUUACUUUCUAAUCAGGAAUAAAAAGGGAACGGAUCUCCUGCUGGGAGUGGACGCCCUGGGUCUGCACAUCUACGAUCCAGACAACAGGCUGACCCCCAAGUGCUCUUUCCCCUGGAACGAGAUCCGCAACAUAUCCUACAGCGACAAGGAGUUUACCAUCAAACCUCUGGACAAGAAAACCAAUCUUUUCAAGUUCAACUCGUCCCGGCUGAGAGUCAACAAGCUGAUCCUGCAGCUGUGCAUAGGGAACCAUGACCUGUUCAUGCGCCGGCGGCGGGUGGACUCGCUGGAGGUGCAGCAGAUGAAGGCUCAGGCCAGAGAGGAGAGGGCCAGGAAACAGGUGGAAAGGCAGCGGCUGCAGAGGGAGAAGCAGCUGAGGGAGGAGGCGGAGAGAGCGAGGGAUGAGCUGGAGAGGAGGCUGAUGCAGCUGCAGGAUGAGGCUCACAUGGCCAACGAGGCACUGCUGCGUUCGGAGCAGACGGCCGACCUGCUGGCCGAAAAGGCUCAGAUUGCAGAGGAGGAGGCCAAGCUGCUGGCCCAGAAGGCUGCCGAGGCCGAGACGGAGAUGCAGCGCAUCAAAGUCACGGCCAUGCGGGGCCACGAGGAGCGGCGCCUCAUGGAGCAAAAGAUGCUGGAGGCCGAGAUGCUGGCUCUCAAGAUGGCUGAGGAGUCCGAAAGGAGAGCUAAAGAGGCCGAGCAGCUGAAACAGGACCUGCAGGAGGCCAGGGACUCCGAACGGAGGGCGAAGAACAAGCUGCUGGAGAUCACCAGCAAGGCCGUGCACACGCCCCCUGGACUGCCGUCUGGCAGCAUGGCCGCAGACCUGAAUUUCAGCAGAGAGAACCUCAGCUUCGACUUUAAAGACACCGACAUGAAGCGCCUCUCCAUGGAGAUCGAGAAGGAGAAAGUCGAGUACAUGGAGAAGAGCAAACACUUGCAGGAGCAGCUGAACGAGUUGAAGACGGAGAUCGAAAGUCUGAAGCUGAAGGAGAGGGAGACCCCGCUGGACAUCAUUCACAACCACAACACGGAGCAGGGGACCAGCAAGCACAGCAACUUCAAGAAGCUGACCCUCCAGAGCACCAAGUCCAGGGUGGCCUACUUUGAGGAGCUUUAAACAACCCCCCCCCCCCUGCUGCUGCAGAGCACGUCCGUGGUUCCUUCCCUUCAAGCAGUCCAGGUUCUCCGCUCGCUGGAACAACACACCCCUACAACACAGAAACCGGCUCCGCCUGGACCGGCACCAACUCCGGGGUCUCUUUUACGGACCACGGUGAAUGUUCCUGCACAAAAUCUUCAUCAAAAGGAAGAAAAUAAAAAGUCGAGUGUGUGUUUACAGCGAGAGAUUCUUCUCGUUCUCCAAGAAUAUUCUGAUGUGAACUUCGGUGUGGGAUUUAUUCUUGUCGAAAUAACUUUGAUCGUGUGAAAGAAGGGAAAAUAACAACCAGCUACCAAUCCUUUUUCUCUGUGGGUUCAUGAGACUGUGUUUGUGGAGUUGAGUUACGAUAUCCUGCAAAACUCGGGUGACCUAUAUUGUGGAAGUCGAAAACAACUCUGAAAUUGGAGAGGAAGUAAACCACGAACUCUGCUCUGUAACCAACACUACACGUUUAACAGUUGUAUAAAACACAGCAUCAUAUUCUCUGUCAUUUCCUUCUGCCUAAACGCUUACUCUUUGUUUACUGUUGACCACUGAAACUGGACAUCUGAGCUGCAAAUACAGGUCAUUCCUCUGCCGUCAUAAACUGAAGGCCUCGGAAACGGAUGUUUACAUGGCGUACGGACCGAUUUUUGUGUACAUUUUCUAUCUGUGAAGAAAACCGCUGCAUCUGCAUCUGUCUGGAGUUCAUGUUUUCUCUCCCUCAGAAGGGAGUUAAUGUGAAAUAAAUGUAUGUUUCCCUUUCUGUCUGCAGUUAACAGCCGUGUUUAGGUGACACUUGUCCGGUGCAUUCACUGUUCUUCGUUUGUCUGCAAAUGUACAUUUUCACUGAAAUGUUUUCAUAUGUAAAAUAAGUGGAUAU